Molecule: messenger RNA, 890 nt
Organism: Punica granatum (pomegranate)
Lineage: Eukaryota; Viridiplantae; Streptophyta; Magnoliopsida; Myrtales; Lythraceae
Source: RefSeq, a predicted model, not a curated record
AUUAUAUAUAGUCGUUCCUUUCGGUCCUCUAUAUCGAUUUUUCUUUGGUUGAGAGCCGGAAAGACAGAGGAAGAGAGAUGGACAAGCUAGCCGUUCUGGCGCUGAUCGUUUUCGCAGCUGUUAUGGCACUGCCGUUCGUUUGGUGCACGGCUGAUGAUCCUGAGAAGGUUGCCGAGUGGUUCCGUGCGCUCCCCUCGGCGAAGGAGAAGACCACUCAGCUCCACUUCUACUUCCAUGAUACUGUCACCGGCAAGAACCCCACCGCUGUCCCGAUAGCCCGGGCGCCCUCCACGGACAAAUCCCCAACCAUGUUCGGUUUCCUCAGCAUGAUGGACGACCCGCUCACCGUAGGGCCGGACCCAAAUUCCGAGCCUGUAGGACGGGCCCAGGGCAUCUAUGGGUCCGCGGGGCAGGAUUCGCUGGGCCUCCUCAUGACCCUGAACUUUAUGUUCACAAGUAAGGAGUAUAAUGGCAGCACCCUGAGCGUCUUAGGCCGGAACCCGAUUUUCGAGACCUAUCGUGAGAUGCCAAUCACCGGAGGGACAGGGGUUUUCCGACUGGCCCGUGGGAUUGCAACGGCAAAGACCCAUGUAUUCAACACCACCAGUGGCGAUGCGAUUGUUGAGUAUAAGGUUAUAAUCUUGCAUUACUAAAUAUAAACAAUUUAUCAUGUAGUCUUCGACUCUUCGCUUCGUCAUGACUAAUUAAUAUCAUCAUAUUUUUAUAUUUAGUAAGUUCAUAAGUUAGUACAUUUAACUAAUUAUGUGCCAUUAGCGUAGUAACGAUCCUCUCUAUUUAUUGGCACUAUAUACUGGGCCUUCUUCUGAGAUACAUUCUUCGAGUGCGUGGUUUGAUUGUUGCAAGAAUGAUGGCUCUGCCCCAUUGGGUCA